Molecule: messenger RNA, 1832 nt
Organism: Pistacia vera
Lineage: Eukaryota; Viridiplantae; Streptophyta; Magnoliopsida; Sapindales; Anacardiaceae
Exons: 6
Coding region: 34-1740 (568 amino acids)
Molecular function (GO): protein binding
Source: RefSeq, a predicted model, not a curated record
CACGACAAUCUUGUCAAACUGCUUGUACCAUUGAUGCCACAAGAGGACUUGGAACUACGAACAACUAGCGGCGCAACAGCCCUUCACAUUGCUGCAACGGGCAAGUCGGUUGAGAUGGCGGAGGCAAUGGUGAAAAAGAACAAGAAGUUACUGAGUUUAAAAGAUGAUAAUGGUUAUAUCCCAGUUUGCAUUGCUGCUCUUUAUGGUGAUAAACGAAUGUUGCGGUAUUUGUAUUCGGAGACUUCCGCGGAGGAACUAAAUCCUGAAACAAGUAACAGUGGCGCUACGCUUCUGUCAAUUUCGAUCAGUGUGGAGAAUUACAGUUUUGCGUUGAGCCUGCUUGAACGUUUUCCGAAAUUAGCCAUUAACAGGGAUGUGAAGGGGAGAAAAUGUUUGAAUGUACUGGCCCAGAAACGUUCGUCAUUCCCAAGUGGGAUUCAGCUCUCGAGAUGGCAAAGAUGGAUAUAUAGACGCCUUCGUGUUGAAACGGUAGUGACCACUCUUUAUGAUGAAGGCAGCACAAAAUACCGUAGUGAUAGAUUAACAGAUAUUGAAACAGAUAGUGAUGACUCUGGACAAUCUUUAGCUCUACGUUGGAAGAAAGGACUUAAGGAGGCUGCAUAUGAGCUACUUGGAAUCAAUUACAUAUCACAACUCAAACUCAAGCAUCGUCAAGCCACGGAGAUACUCAUCCUUGUAUGCAGAGAAAUAGCCAAGUUGAAUUCCACCCAACAUUUGCAAUCUCUAGUGAUGCCUUCGAUGUUUCAAGCUACUGAAUCUGGGAAUGUUGAGUUUGUCACUGAGAUGAUUAGAUUCGACCCGGCUUUACUAUGGUCCCGUACAGAAAUGGGUGGCAUAUUCCAUGCCGCAGUCGCACAACGCCAAGAAAAAAUAUGGAACCUCAUAUACGAGACAGAAGAAAAGAGAGACCUUGCCUCUAUAGAGGACAAUUUCGAUAACAACAUAUUACAUAUAGCAGGAAUGUUGGCACCCGUCUCUCACAUCACCAAAAUCCCUGGUCCGGCUAUGCAAAUGCAGAGGGAAUUGCAAUGGUUUAAGGAGGUGGAGAAUAUAGUGCGGCCAAUGUUGAGAGAACAGCAGAACAGAGAAGGCAAAACGCCUCGAACAUUGUUCAGUGAGCAACACAAGGCCUUGGCAAAUGAAGGUAAAAAAUGGAUGAAAGACACGGCCACAUCUUGUCUCCUGGUUGCAACUCUCAUAGCCACAGUUAUGUUUGAGGCCGCAAUUCAUAUUCCAGGAGGAAGUAAACAAUCGGGAGAACCAAUUUUAGAACACACAUAUUACUUCCAAAUUUAUGCAGCAUCGGAUGCAAUAUCAUUCACCUACGCAACUGUCUCCAUUUUGAUGUUCCUGGGCAUACUCACUUCGCGCUAUGCAGAAGAAGAUUUCCUGCAUUCGUUGCCGAGGAGAUUGACAAUUGGUUUGAUGGCCCUUUUCAUAUCCAUUGUGACCAUGAUGGUAACCUUUGGCUGCACUCUCUUCAUUAACUUGAGAGAACGUGUGGAAGAAGAAUUUCCAUUUUUUCCACCCAUGAUUAUGCUUGUGGCUGUCCCGACUUUCCUUUUUGCUUCCUUGCAUCUUCCUCUCUUCAUUGAGGUGAUCAAAUCCUCAUAUAGAGCUCCCCCUUUUAAUCCCCACCCUCAUAAAUUGCUUUUGAGGAAAGCAAGUUUGCUUCCCAAAGUCUCCGAUUUACACCGUGAAAGUUUUCAACAUUCAUGAGUGUUAACGUUGUUGAGCUUCAAUAUUGUUUCUGGUUUCUUUAGUUAUGAGGCAAUUAUUUACUUGUAUUAAGAAAACAUAUUAUGGUGAUA